AUGCGCGACCGGGGUGAGCUCCCCAAGGCGAGGUCCAUUCUUAUCAUGGACAACUUGCACGCGCAGACCACGGACGAGUUCACGAAGUAUCUUGCGAAGCACUGCAACACUCUCGCCUGGUAUGACCCUUCGUUGUGCACGGACGAGGUGCAGCCAGUUGAUUCAGGAGCCAGACGAUGUCUCAAGGUGGAAGUCGGGAGGCAGAUGGACAUAUGGCUCGAGCAGUCGGACAACCUCGAGAGGGGAGAAACCGCGUCGCUGACAGCUUCUGAUCGGCGCGUCCUAAUCACUCAGUGGAUGGGAGCGGCCAUGGCAAGACUCAACAGCCAACAGGCGUACCGACACCGUCUUUUCCAAAAGUGCGGGAUGGCCAUGACCGUGGACGGCUCGGGCGAUGAUCGAAUCACCUUGGAGGGUUUGGACAAGCCGUAUACCUUCGCUAACGAUGAAUGCAGUAGCGACGACGAACAAGGUUCGGAGAACGGCAACGAUGAGCCUGAGGGACGGGCGGAGGAGGGCGAUGGAGGACGUGAGACGCUCAUGGAGGGCGUUGACUCCAGCGAUGAAGACGACGGAGACAUCUCUCAACCCCAGACCGACGAGCUAGCUCUUCUGGACGACGACGACAGCACGAACCCACAAGACCCGGAGGAUGAGAUACAGGGAGUGGAGAGCCCGGCAGGCUUUCGGAUUCAAGAAGCUAAAUCCGAUGCCCUUGACAGAUUGAUUUUCCGGCGUGGAGUGCUCGUUAGGCUGGGCAUGGGGUGGUUUGGAGGGCUGGUCACUCAACAAUCUCAGAAGGAAACUCGCCACCUGUACGACUACUGUGUGCAGCUGGAGCUAGACCAGAGUACGCGCAAGAUGAAGUUGUCCUAAGUCAAGUACAGCGGAGAUUCGGAUGCGGCUGUAGGCUCGUG
Messenger RNA from Ectocarpus sp. CCAP 1310/34, 917 nucleotides. Lineage: Eukaryota; Phaeophyceae; Ectocarpales; Ectocarpaceae. The record is from the annotation of a GenBank genome assembly.